CUGUUCUUUUUCAGCCAAUUAGUUCUGCGACCGGUGCAAUCAGUAUGGACAGUCCUCGAUCGUGAGCCGUUGUCGAAGCCGAAAAUUCGACCGACGUGGGCUGACUGCCCGAAGCCAUUGAAGGUUUCUCACCUCAAUCCAUUUGAAAACCAUACGAAAAAUGGGUACUCAACAUUGUUUCCAAGUGUUACUAUGGGACGCAAUGGAUGUUUGUCUUCCGAGAGCAUGCAAAAAGUGUCGCUGACCGAUGACUCGACGACCUCUACGUUUUCACUUCCGGACGAUUCUGCCGCGAUUAACGACGUGGACUGCGUGCUCACUCCACGGAACACUCCUCGACAAGCCAGCUUCAUGGCAGCGAUGACCCGACAGGAAAUUCGUGAACAGGACGACGGUACGUGA
Cooperia oncophora is the source of this 402-nucleotide messenger RNA. NCBI's taxonomy places the organism in Eukaryota, Metazoa, Nematoda, Chromadorea, Rhabditida, Trichostrongylidae. The record is from the annotation of a GenBank genome assembly.